AUGUUGGGCUUACGUGAGGUCCACCUCAAAUCCCUCAUCUUCCACCCUCCGCCUUCGACCCUCCGCCUUCGACCCUCCACCUUCCAACCUCUACUCUCGGACAGGGAGUAUAUGGAGAUGCUCGGCGAAGAGAAGUUUCAUCCCUUCGAUCACGACACCAAGAACAAGUUCCGGAAGGCACUGCCGCUGAUCAAAGUCUGCCGCUCCGCUGGCCGUCUCGUUCGCGUCCAUCUUCUGAUCGACACUGAGAAGAUCAAGGUGUGGGAAAGUGCUUUACGAUCCCUUAUCAAAAGAGCCGCCAACCUCGAAGAGCUCGAGAUUGUCGUCGACACAAAGGUCGAUAGAAAGGUCGAUAGAAAGGUCGAUAGAAAGAUCGACAGAAAGAUCGACAGAAAGGUCGACAGAAAGAUCGACAGAAAGGUUGACAGAAAGCUCGACAAGAAGACAGGGAAAGACCACCUGCCGCCGUAUCACAAACAUCUGGACCUUGCCGACCCUCUUGCAUGCAUCAACGCCAUCAUGACAGCCAUCUGCACCGCCGCUGCCGGCUCGCCUACCUCUCAGGUGCCCGCUGUUACCAACGCAGUCGUUACCGUCAUUAAAGACGGUGCCUUCUUUGUGGCCGACCGAUCAAUUGGGGUGGCCCCAACCGCUGUCGCUGCUCCCAUUGCCACGGCAAUCGACAAAGCUGCCAACAGCUCUGCGACGGCGGCCUUUACCACCACUCAGGAAGAGGCGAGCCACCAGCGUUUUACCAUGGGCAUUGCCGCCAGUUGCGCUUAUCUCGCAACUCAUCUCCCGACAAGCACCUACCGACCAGCGCUGUGCGUGGUGGACGUAGUCGCGUCCACGUACAAAGUCCUUGACGGAGAGGUAAUGGCAGUCGUGUCGGCCGCAUCGGCACCUGCUGUCGCUUCCGCUAUCGACAGCGCCGUCACGAGUGUCACCAUGGCUGUUGCUGCCGCCGCCGAUAGGCCCGGAGGUUGCAUGCGGGCCACUGCCAACGCGUACGCUGAGCAUGCCUCUCGCAUUGCUCGUGUCUUCGUCGAUGCCGUCAACGAUCUGACCGUCAACGAUCUGACCGUCAAAUCCUGUUAA
Lasiosphaeria miniovina is the source of this 1098-nucleotide messenger RNA. RefSeq lists its product as uncharacterized. The coding region runs from base 1 to 1098 and encodes 365 amino acids. NCBI's taxonomy places the organism in Eukaryota, Fungi, Ascomycota, Sordariomycetes, Sordariales, Lasiosphaeriaceae. The record is from RefSeq and is a predicted model, not a curated record. The transcript has 4 exons.